ACAUGCCAGGAGGAAUCGUCCCAGCGCCACCGUGGGAGAGAACAGGAUGGAGGCGAUACGAAGACAUGAACAGUUUUGGGAAGAAUUAGAGAAACAAAACAAGAUCACGAAGAUCAUCAGGAAGUACGACUUGUCCAAGGAUGGCAAGCUGAACAAAGAAGAGCUCGGGAAUAUGCUGCAGGACCUCGCCGGUGGCGAAAAACCCACUGAAGAAGAGGUUGUGUACGUGUUGAAGACUGCGGACUUGAUUGACAAGAAGAUUGACGAUCACAUUGGUCCGGAGGAGCUGGAGACAGCGAUAGACAUCUGGCACCGUUACCUCAACUCCAAACCGGAGAUCGCGCGCAUCUUUGACAAGUACGACAAGAAUCAAAGCGGGCAGCUCGAGUUCGAUGAGCUCAAGGCUCUGCUGCAAGAGCUUAACGACGGGAAAGAACCAGAAGACAACGAGGUGCAGGAGGUUCUCAAACAUGCAGAUGGCAUCACCCAGGCAAAGUCUGGUGGCAUCACAAGGACCGAGCUGAAGCACGCGAUCGCUCUUUGGUACAGUCAUGUCGAAGGCUCCAAGAAAUGCUGCGUGAUAUCCUAAAAUUUCAGCCUGACAGUGAGUAGUAGGCCGCUUUCUCUCGCUGAGUUUUGCCAAACUUGAAAACUGAUUUUCCGAAAAGUUCAAACUCAAUUAAAUGAUGUCAAUCCUC
Guillardia theta CCMP2712 is the source of this 698-nucleotide messenger RNA. RefSeq lists its product as hypothetical. Gene Ontology annotation, biological process: regulation of cytosolic calcium ion concentration. Gene Ontology annotation, cellular component: synapse; nucleus; neuron projection. Gene Ontology annotation, molecular function: calcium ion binding. The coding region runs from base 47 to 589 and encodes 180 amino acids. Lineage: Eukaryota; Cryptophyceae; Pyrenomonadales; Geminigeraceae. The record is from RefSeq and is a predicted model, not a curated record. The transcript has 13 exons.